Conger conger (European conger) is the source of this 2666-nucleotide messenger RNA. Its product is annotated as tripartite motif-containing protein 16-like. The transcript has 8 exons. The record is from RefSeq and is a predicted model, not a curated record. Gene Ontology annotation, molecular function: protein binding; zinc ion binding. NCBI's taxonomy places the organism in Eukaryota, Metazoa, Chordata, Actinopteri, Anguilliformes, Congridae. Bases 106 to 1899 code for a protein of 597 amino acids.
AUGAGCAGAACCAGGAAACUAGUGCUCCCCCGUCCGUUUCAUGAGAAAAUUUAUCCGGCACAGGAAACUGAAACUAAUUAAAAACUCUUUCGUUGUGUUAGUAAAAUGGAUGAAUCGAGCACUCCAGAGGAUCAGGACCAGCUCUGCUGCCCAGUCUGUCUGGCUUUGCUCAACAGUCCGGUGACUAUAGGCUGCGGGCACAGUUUCUGCAUGAACUGCAUUAGAUGCUGGUGGGAAAAGGAGGGCAGGGAGGAAGGUACUGGAAACUACAGCUGCCCGGUGUGUCAGCACACUUUCAACCCCAGACCGGUUCUAUGCAAGAACGUAUUGCUGGCCGACCUGGUGGAGAAAAACAAACCCGGACCCGGAUCUGGAGCGGUCUGGUGCGACGUGUGCCCCAGGGGUACGCAGCUCGCCCUGAAAUCCUGCCUGAGGUGCGUGGCCUCGUACUGCGAGGCUCACCUGAAGCCACACUAUGAAUCCCCAGCCUUUCAGAGGCACCAGCUGACUGAAAGCGCAGGAAACCUGCAGGAGAUGGUCUGUACUCUCCACAAAGAGCCGCUGAAGGUUUACUGCCGCACCGACCAGCGAUGCGUCUGUUUCCUGUGUGUGAUGGACGAACACAAAAACCACGACACAGUCUCUGCUGUGGCCGAACACUUCGAAAGGCAGAAAUCUCUGAGUGCAGAGCGGGAAAAAAUCCUGAAAUGGAUCCAGGAGAAAGAGACGAAACUGCAGGACAUGAGACAGGGAGAAAAUUUGCUCACGCAGACUGCACAGAAAGCAGUGGCAGACAAUGAGAGGCUUUUCGCUGAUAUCAUCCAGGCCAUUGAGAGACAGCGCUCAAAGGUGAAGGAGCUGAUCCUGAGUGAACAGAAGGCUGCAGAGGCUCACUCCACAGACCUAAAGAGGAGGCUGCAGGAGGAGAUCACCCAGCUGCGGAGGAGGGAAGCCAAGCUUCAGAAACUCGCACAGACGGACGAUCACAUCCGCUUUCUCCAGGGCUGGAGGUCUCUCACUGCCCCUCACUGUGCUGUAGCACACGUCACUGCAGAUCCACAGCUCUCCUUUGUGUCUGUGAUCAAAGCUGUUACUGAGCUGAGAUACCAACUGAUGACCUUCUGCCAGGGGCAAUGUGAAAAGAUGUCAGAAAAAGUCUGCAGGGUAAAUGAAGUGGCUGCUCUUCCAUCUCGGAAGCACAGGGCCAGAGCAGAGAGUCCUUUGUCGUCUGCCACAUUCAGAGCAGAAUUUCAGAAUAUCAGAUCUGGGGAGACAGGAAGUGGGUGUGGUCACCCUGCAAUUAAAGUGCAAGUUCUGGAGAGUAUGACGUCACUACCAGAGCCCAGGACCAGAGGAGACUUCCUAAGAUAUGCCUGUGAGCUCACACUGGACCUCGACACAGCACACGUGAAGCUGCUUCUCUCGGCAGGGAACAGGGAGGUGACGUGUGUGAAAGAAAGGCAAAAAUACCCAAAUAACUCUGAGAGAUUUGAUUGCAGGUGUCAGAUUCUCAGCAGGGAGGCUCUAUCAGGCAGACGCUGUUACUGGGAGGUCGAGGUGAGGGGGAAUAAGGCGGAAAUAGCGGUCGCAUACAAAGGGAUAAAGCGGAAAGGUGGGAACCGAGCCAGUUCAUUCGGAGGGAAUGACAAGUCCUGGAGUUUGGAUGCCAUAAAUGGAGUUUACUCCUUUUGCCACAAUAAUGAUGGGAUCCAAUUGCGUGCCCCAUACUGUUCCAAAGUAGGGGUGUACCUGGAUCACCCGGGUGGAACGCUGUCAUUUUAUAGUGUCUCUGGCGACAUGACCCUGCUAUAUAGCGUGCCGGCUGUGUUCACUGAGCCUGUAUACGCUGGGUUUUGGAUUGGGGAACAAUGUGCUGUGAAACUCCUGGACCUUACUUAGCACCCUGGUGUACCGCACUGACCCGUAUGGUCAAAGUGAGAUCAAAGAAUCUGCUUUUUUCAAAUACCUCUUAAUAUAAUCCGGUGCUGCCACUGUCAGAUGGCUCAUUCCCCUAAAUCACUGGUUUUUAUAGCAGAGAGUUGUUGUAAAUAUGAGAAAAGAAACAGGUAGCCUCAUGAAAAACCACAUGAAAUGAAAUCUGAAGUGCCCUCAUUUGACCAAUAAUUAGUGUGAUUGCAAAGCAAUGUUUUUUUUAACUGCCAUUACUCACUCAAUUUUGGGACUACAUGCAUAUAUUCAAUAUAUUACAUAUAUCAUGUAUUUAUGCAAAUUAACUGUGUGCUCAAGGAAACAUAUGAUGUCAUAAUACUUUACCUUAGCCAGCAAUAUUUAAUAUUUAAAUAUUUAAACACCAUUGCAUUAGCAGUAGUAGCAAUAGUCAACAGAUUUGACGCAAUCACACUCUCUUUAUGAAAUGCACAUUGCUAGUUUAUACUUAAAUCAUUCAUUCUGAGCAUUAAUGUAAUGUGUACUUUGUACAGUAGAUAUGAAAUCACGAUGAGUGGAUAAUAAAAGAUUAAUAAAUGUAUUUUACUUUCAUAAAAAUAUUUUUAAAUGUGAAAAGAGGGAGGUCAUCUCAAUGCACUGUAAUUCACACAGAAAAGGCUUCUAAAGUCAUGUUCUAGGCCUCUUUUAUCCUCAUUUCUCUAAAAAAUGAAAAAUAGGCUCUGUGUCAUGCUUUGUGUCAAUAAACUUUUAGGAAAAUA